Messenger RNA from Juglans microcarpa x Juglans regia, 1302 nucleotides. RefSeq names its product adenylate kinase 4-like. The transcript is spliced from 7 exons. Gene Ontology annotation, molecular function: ATP binding; AMP kinase activity. Gene Ontology annotation, cellular component: mitochondrion; cytoplasm. The record is from RefSeq and is a predicted model, not a curated record. The coding region runs from base 395 to 1132 and encodes 245 amino acids. Lineage: Eukaryota; Viridiplantae; Streptophyta; Magnoliopsida; Fagales; Juglandaceae. Gene Ontology annotation, biological process: nucleobase-containing compound metabolic process.
UAUUACAAAAAUCACAUAUUGAGAAUGUUAUCCUUCAUACGGAAGAGAAAUAAAGCAAAAUAAUUUGAAUGACGUGGCUGUGCCUCAGUGAUAUUAUUACAAAAACUGGUCUGGAACUAAAAGGAGAUACUACAAGAUGAGGGGUUUCUUGCCCUUUGGUAGAGUUGCCUGAUCUGUUUACAAGAGGAUGUGGAAGAAGUGUCACACUACGUCUCUGGUUUGCAGACGUGGAUAGGCCGAUAGGGUGCGUUAAAGCAGUUUCAGAUAUCGACGAUGAGAAGCAGAGAUACAGCAAUAACGACACCAACACAAACACAAGUACUCAUAUAUCCAACCAACCAACCAACCAGUUUGGACCGUGAAAGAGCCGCACAGACACAGAGCGAGACCAAGAAUGGCGAGUUCUGGAGUAGCAUUGGACGACAUACCUUCUGUUGAUAUCAUGACCGAACUCCUCCGCCGCUUCAAGUGCUCCUCCAAGCCUGACAAGCGUCUAAUUCUCGUCGGACCACCGGGAUGUGGAAAAGGCACACAGUCGCCAAUUAUCAAGGAUGAGUACUGCUUGUGUCAUUUGGCAACCGGUGAUAUGCUGAGAGCUGCAGUGUCUGCUAAAACUCCUCUUGGAAUCAAGGCUAAAGAAGCCAUGGAAAAGGGAGAACUUGUAUCUGAUGAUUUGGUGGUUGGGAUCAUUGACGAAGCUAUGAAGAAGCCGUCAUGUCAAAAAGGUUUCAUCCUGGAUGGUUUUCCGAGGACCGUGGUUCAAGCACAAAAGCUUGAUGAGAUGCUUCAGAAGCAGGGGGUUAAAAUUGACAAGGUUCUCGACUUUGCAAUUGAUGAUUCCAUAUUGGAGGAGAGGAUCACUGGUCGUUGGAUACACCCUUCGAGUGGUCGAACCUACCACACAAAAUUUGCACCUCCCAAGGUUCCUGGUGUUGAUGAUGUCACAGGAGAACCUUUGAUGCAACGGAAAGAUGAUAAUCCGGAAGUUCUCAAGUCAAGGCUAGCAGCCUUCCAUACACAAACCAAACCGGUUAUCGAUUAUUAUGGCAAGAAGGGUGUUCUUGCACAGCUGCAUGCGGAGAAACCCCCAAAUGUGGUCACUACUGAGGUUCAGAAGGUUCUCUCGCAGUAAACUUUUUUUGUCAUCUACUCUAUUGUAACCUGAGACAUUCUCAGAUCGGCUGAUUUUCCCCUUUCUUUCAAGUUUUAUGUGCCUUGACUUCGAGGCAGUUGCAGUUGUUUUUAAGAGUUUUCAUAGAUGCAUUUGACUUGGCUGCAUAAUAAAAAAAGUUGACAGUGAAA